Molecule: messenger RNA, 437 nt
Organism: Gracilinanus agilis (Agile Gracile Mouse Opossum)
Lineage: Eukaryota; Metazoa; Chordata; Mammalia; Didelphimorphia; Didelphidae
Gene: ABT1
Product: activator of basal transcription 1
Exons: 2
Biological process (GO): endonucleolytic cleavage to generate mature 5'-end of SSU-rRNA from (SSU-rRNA, 5.8S rRNA, LSU-rRNA); endonucleolytic cleavage in 5'-ETS of tricistronic rRNA transcript (SSU-rRNA, 5.8S rRNA, LSU-rRNA); endonucleolytic cleavage in ITS1 to separate SSU-rRNA from 5.8S rRNA and LSU-rRNA from tricistronic rRNA transcript (SSU-rRNA, 5.8S rRNA, LSU-rRNA)
Cellular component (GO): nucleolus
Molecular function (GO): RNA binding
Source: RefSeq, a predicted model, not a curated record
GACCUGUGGAACCUGAAGUACUUGCACCGCUUUAAAUGGAGCCAUCUGAGUGAGCGCCUGGCCUAUGAGAGGCACAUUCGGCAGCAGCGGGUCCGGGCAGAGAUCUCCCAGGCCAAGCGGGAAACGGACUUUUACCUGCAGAGUGUGGAGAAGAGCAAACGGUUCCAGAAGAAGGCAGGAGCCGCUUUGGCCCCAGAGAAGACCUGGGGCUUCACCCAGCGCCCCACGGAGCAGGAGAUCCGAAACCACAAAGACGGGGCCAGCCAGCAGGCAGCUCCGAUGCACAGGCUUGCCAAGCAGGCCCAGCCAAACGCGCCGCUGCUGGCUAAGAUCUUCGGGCCAGGGGCCUGAGCCUGGGGGGGGGGGUCCCCAUUCCAGAUUCCUGCUUGAACCUUGACAGAGUAAUAAAGUGAGGUGAUGGGGCCUUGCCAUUUUCA